Molecule: messenger RNA, 2517 nt
Organism: Cyclopterus lumpus (lumpfish)
Lineage: Eukaryota; Metazoa; Chordata; Actinopteri; Perciformes; Cyclopteridae
Gene: muc5.7
Product: mucin-5AC
Exons: 11
Coding region: 388-1887 (499 amino acids)
Source: RefSeq, a predicted model, not a curated record
CUCCAUGCCAGCCGCUACCUAGCCUGACCGCCUUGUGAACGGAGGUAACGUGUGUGCAGUUUGGCCUCACGCUGUCCACUGAAGCCUUCAAAGCUAAAGCGGCAUCUGGAGACCAAACAUCAAACGCUGGUGGGAAAGCCGGUGGGAUUUUUCAAGAGAAAGGAAAAUGAGCUACAGAUCCAGAAAAGGUCUGUCGUGUCACUGCCUGGCAACUCCAUCUGAGCUUUGAAAGCCAGCUAACAUACCUCGGAGCCAGGCGUGUGGCUAAUUAUUUGUUAUUAUUAUUUGUUUUGUGUUAAUAAGCUUGACUUGAGCUUUUAAAUUGGACCUUGUAUGCACGAUGCACGAUAAUUAUCCUCCAAAUACGACCAUUUUGAGCCUUUUGGUAUGAUACUUCACCAUUUCCAAUCUGGCAACACUGAGCACAUUGCCACCUCCACUAGUUGCACUGUUUACAGCACAAGACAUCUGCAGCCAGCCAUGCCGAAACGGAAAUGUAAGUUCACGGACGAACUGGAAAAAAAAUACUCAUCUUUUCGCCUCAACCGUGAUGCUUCGGAAGCUGAGUGCAUGACAUGCAGAGCAGGCACUUACGUAUCAGUGGCACAUAAAGGUGGCAGCGAUUUGGAAGCUCACGUGCACUCUGCAAAACACAAGACUGCAGCAAGAGGAGAGAGCUCAUCCAGUAAAGUGACAGACUUUUUUAGCGUUGCAGUUUGGUGUCUUCUAGCAUCAGACCUUCAAUUCUUUGCCACUGCAUUGGAAACCUGUAAGACAGCCUGGUUCGAUGAGCGCAAUGUUUCCAGCAACGGAGACUCUGAGCUUCUGAAUGACUUGAGAGGGAAGCACUGGACGAAGAUCUGCUCCAAUCCAGUGGACAUGGAGGCUCACACAGUUUCUGGAGUCAAGUCGCAGCACACCGGGAACACCUUCCACACUUACAGUGCAUCAGAGGGCCUUGUAUGCCUUAACUCAGACCAGAAAGUGAGACCGUGCUACGAUUACAAGGUCAUGUUCACCUGCACGGGACAGUUCUGCUCAGAGUGUAGGACACGCUGGUUUGAUCAUGAUGACCCAACAGGAAACGGAGACUUCGAGGUCCUCACUGACCUCCGAAGCAUAUACCCGAGAGACAUCUGCCCUCAGCCAAUAGCCAUCGAGGUCCAGACCAUCUCUGGGGAACCUGUCUCCUCCACCUCCAAUACUUUUUUAUAUUAUGAUGCCACCUAUGGGUUUGCUUGCGUAAAUGCAGAUCAGAGGAGCAAGAGUUGUGAAGAUUACAAAGUCAGAUUUACAUGUCUGAAUGAGUUCUGUCAAGUGUCAGCGCAGUGUCGAACACAGUGGCUGAACAGUGAUGCCCCGUCAGACGAGGGCGAUGUGGAGUCCAUAUUUCAGCUACUGAAAACUUUCCCCGGUCAAGUCUGUAGGAACCCAAUCAGCAUUGAGGCCAAGUCAACAAGUGGAAUAUCUGCUGAACACACCGGAGACACCUUCCUCUCCUACGAUGUUACGUUUGGAUUUGCAUGCAUCAAUGGAAAACAGAGCGGUAAACAAUGUAAGGAUUAUCAGGUGAUACUGACCUGUCCCUCAGAUUUCUGUCAGGGCUGCAGGACACGCUGGUUCAACAUGGACAAUCCCGCAUCGCGAGGGGACUAUGAAACCCUCCUCCAGCUGCAGAUGUUGUAUCCCAGUGAGGUCUGCUCCAAGCCUGUGGCCAUUGAAGCCAUGACAGUGUCCAAUGUCCCUGCGCAUAAGACCGGAGACGUCUUUCAGAUAUAUGAUGCUAGUCUUGGCUUUGCCUGUGUGAAUGCUGAGCAGCCUGGUGGAAAACGCUGUCAAGAUUACAAGGUCCGCCUUACAUGCCCGCUGGCUUUCUGCUCAGUGUAGCCUAUCAGCGCAAAAUGUGUAAUGACUGAAAAACCAAUAUAACGUGAUCAAAUAUCAUAUUAAAUAUGUGUUGCUCUAUAGUGUGUCGCUACUCUUCAUUUAGUAAGACAAUUUAGUCUUAUUCUAAAUAACCAUAGUGUCUCCUCAGGAUUUGAAGGAGAGCAAACACACAUGAGACACAUUCAUUUUCUUUUAAAGGCUAAACCCACUCAUCAAGUACCAGGUAUUUUGUAUUUCUUUUUAAUUGUCCAUUAAUCUGUACUCAUGUGAAUCAGUAAAUUUCACUGGAAGCACUUUAAUUAUGGAUACCAUUCUUAGAUUUACAUUUGACCAACCAGUUAUAACUCGCCAAAGGUUAGCAUGUUAGUAUAAAAUGUUUUUCUUCAGUUAUGGUUUACUAAUAUUCUUAAUUACUGUAACUACAGUCUCACCUGUGACUUUAUGCAUUCAUUUUGUAACAUUCGUUACCUCAGCAAAAGAACAUUGCAAUAUCUUACCAUACAGUAAGUCAGUGGUACCAAUUGUGGUACAUUAUACUCAGUAUACACAUAUACAAGUCUUUGUGGUCUCACAACCCUGUAAUGCUUUGAUUGACUGUUUGGUAGAGUAUAUUCUGGGUGAGUAUUGAAC